This is a messenger RNA of Ostertagia ostertagi, 465 nucleotides long. The record is from the annotation of a GenBank genome assembly. Lineage: Eukaryota; Metazoa; Nematoda; Chromadorea; Rhabditida; Trichostrongylidae.
AUGACAUACGAUUAUCGAUCGGAUGAGAUUACUGGAGUGGCACCGUACAGUUGGGUUGAGCAGUCUCUCGCUGCUGUUCUUGAGCAUUCACCAGAGUUGAGCAAGUAUGUAAUGAUCGGAUUAAAUCAUUACGGCUACGAAUUCAUCGGCCACAGCGCACAGCCCAUUCAGUUUGACAGGUAUAUUGAAAAUUUGAAAAGGACGGAUAGCAAGUUGGAAUGGGACUCGAAAGCGAAAGAGCAUGUUCUCAAGUUUGAUUUGGUUGGUGCUAUGUGGCCAAUCAUGACAUACGAUUAUCGAUCGGAUGAGAUUACUGGAGUGGCACCGUACAGUUGGGUUGAGCAGUCUCUCGCUGCUGUUCUUGAGCAUUCACCAGAGUUGAGCAAGUAUGUAAUGAUCGGAUUAAAUCAUUACGGCUACGAAUUCAUCGGCCACAGCGCACAGCCCAUUCAGUUUGACAGGUAG